AUGGGCCAGAGCCAGAACGGUGCGCCGGCGGUCGCCCCGCGGCAGGGCUACGGGCCGGGAUCAGGAGCCAGCGGCGUGGGCGCGGCAGGCUCGCCGCGGCCGCAGUUUGGCGGCGCGGCGCCGUCGGGCUACACGGGCUUCUCAUCUCCGAGCUCGACCGGUGGAUACGGCGGCGGAUCCGGAUACGGAGGCGGGUACGGUGGGUACUCACAGCCGUCGGCGAUGACGUACAGCUCGUUCUCAGGCCCGACGACCCGGCACGAGGUUGAGCUCUCUGCGUGUCCGGUGCGCGCCGUGACGGUCUUCCCUGAUCGCGCACGGGUCCGCCGUGCCAUCUCUGUUCCGUUCACCGAGUCGGGCAAGCACGAGAUCGUGGUGACCGGCCUCGCGUCGCACGUGGAUCCCAAGUCGUUCAAGGUCACCAACUGCCCGCUGCACAUCAUCGAGACCCACUACGCGCAGUCGUCCAAGCUCCGCGUCUCCGAGUCGCCCAACGUCGACAAGCAGCGCCACGAGCUCGACCAGCUCAACGCGCUGCGGCACAAGUUCCUUGAGGCUGGCGAGCGCCUGGAGAAGGAGCUCGCGCUCAUCGAGCAGUUUGCCAAAAAGUACACCCGGACCGACGCGACGGCCACACCCGACGCCAUGACCCGCGAGUCGCUCGAGGCCUUUGACGCCUUUCUGGAGCUCUACCACCGCCGUCUGGAGGAGCACGACCGCAAGCGGACCGAGCUCAAGCUCAAGAUCGACGACGUCGACCGCCGCAUCCACUCGCUCAUGGACGCCAUGGACGCGCAGUACUCGGAGACACUCGACGUGACACGGACGUUUACCAUCGUCCUCGGCUCGCACUCGACUGGCCAAGUCUCGCUCGACUUUUCGUAUGCCACCUCGCGCGCGUGGUGGACGCCGUCGUACGACGUCCGCAUCUCGCCGCAGCAGCAGACGAUGGCCGCGCCCGGCGGCGUCCGCGUCCCGCUCCACUUUCACGGCAUUGUCGAGCAGCACACUGGCGAGGAGUGGGCUGACGUCGCCCUGGUCCUCUCCACUGCCAAGAAGACCUCGGGCGACAUCCCGGCCAUGGCGCCCAACGUGCUCCGCGCCGCCGCACCCGGCCCCUCGUCGCCGGUUGAUCUCGCGGCCGGCAUCGGCGCCUCUUCGUCUCCUAGCCCGCAUGGCUCCGGCUCGCCAGCGCCGCUGGCUUCGACGUCGGCGUCGGACUCGGCCGCUGCGCCCGACGGCUCGGACGGCGCUGCUGCCUCGUCUGCCGCCCGGCGCGCCCGCCGCCGCCGCAAGCGCCACCACAAGCGCGUUGCCUCGCCGUCGGGCGCCGACUCGUCGUCCGACGGCUUUGACUCGGGCUCCGGCUCGGGCACGCCUGAUGUCGACGCGGACACCCUCGCGCUCCGCGCCGCCAUGCUCGCCGCCCCGGCCGCCCAGUUCAACGUUCAGACUCGGGCGACCAUCGCGUCAGGCGCCCGCGAGCGCGUCCUGGUCAAGCCGCCGGACGCUCUCGCCUCGGCCAACAUCUACUACUGCAUCCCCAAGCUCUCGCCGCACGCCUUCCUCCGUGUCCAGCUCUCCAACACCACCCAGACGGCGUUCAUCGCCGGCCCGGCCAACGUCUACUUCAACAAUGCCUUUGUCACCGCCACACACCUCGACUCGUUCUCGCCGGGCGAGGUCACCGAGGUCUUUGUCGGAUCCGACCCCGAAGUCCAGGUCCACUACGCCCUCAACACACACAACAAGACGCCGUCGUCCAAGCGUGUCGUCGAAAAGUUCGCCGCCAAGAUCGCCGUCCAGUCACUCAAGAUCAUGCCCGUCCACAUCCGCGUUCGCGACCAGAUCCCGGUCGUCUCGGACACCCGCAUCAAGCUCAAGGUCGAGGCCCCGACCAAGAAGGACGCCAACGCCGUCGUCAACGCCACUACCGGCCUUGUCCAGUGGAACCUCUCCCUCGCCCAGGGCGCCCCGCACGCCCUCAGCCUCGCCUACACUCUGGAGUAUCCCCUUGGUCUGCAGCUUGCCUAACACGCUCCCACCCAGCUGUAGCAAGCAGCGCAUCGAUCGGCUGUACGUGACGUAGACUGGCAGACAAAGACAGUACAUCGAGUAACACAUAGUAUGGAUGUCA
Messenger RNA from Thecamonas trahens ATCC 50062, 2137 nucleotides. RefSeq lists its product as uncharacterized. NCBI's taxonomy places the organism in Eukaryota, Apusomonadida, Apusomonadidae. The transcript has a single exon. The record is from RefSeq and is a predicted model, not a curated record. The coding region runs from base 1 to 2034 and encodes 677 amino acids.